AUGAUUCCAGCAGGAAUGGACACAAGACCACAGAUAAUUGCGGUUCCCCACAUAGCUCCAGUUUGGCGCGAGAUACUGAAAGCUGCUCCUCCAACAAACAUGAUUAAAACCUGGAAACCGGCAAUAAUCGCUGCAAUUGCAAGGAAGUACCAGUUGCUGAAGAAAUGCUGUGUGAAGUCCAAGUUAGACCGAGUGAUUCUGUCUCUCACCUUCGUAAUUCCAUCUCCUUCGUCCAGCUUCCGCGUGAGGAACAGAUUGAAGAACUGUAGCCAGACAAAAGUGUUGAACGUCAGCGAAGAAAGUUUGGUUCUGUCGUGGUCGGUCACAUGA
Molecule: messenger RNA, 330 nt
Organism: Ogataea philodendri
Lineage: Eukaryota; Fungi; Ascomycota; Pichiomycetes; Pichiales; Pichiaceae
Exons: 1
Coding region: 1-330 (109 amino acids)
Source: RefSeq, a predicted model, not a curated record